This is a messenger RNA of Jatropha curcas, 1020 nucleotides long. The record is from RefSeq and is a predicted model, not a curated record. Lineage: Eukaryota; Viridiplantae; Streptophyta; Magnoliopsida; Malpighiales; Euphorbiaceae.
CACUUGCACAGCACUCCACUGGUGACCGAUGGAGUGAUGAUAAGUAGCAAGACCGUUAACUGCUUCAAUUUUUCUUCUACACAGUCCAUACCCAAAUGAGACCUGAAAACUGAAAAGUUGAGCAGCGAAAGCAUAGCGCCAAUAAACUAGCAACUAACAGCAGAGAGAUAGGGCAUGACAAUGGCAUCGUUACCUGAACCAUAUCCACCAUGCCUGCAGAGCCGCUCGAACCCUAUUUCUAUCUACUCCUUUCCCAUGAUCUUAUCUUUCCGAUUUCAUCAAACGACAUCGCUUAGUCAGCCCAUACGUGCGCUAAAGACUGGAUCCGACGGGCUGAGGAAACCGAUUGUUCCUACAGGGAAGGAGUUAGGUGGAAUUUCUGAAGACGAAGAGGAUAGUGAUGAGGAGAGAGAUUAUAAAGAAGAGGAUGAUGAGGAAUGGGUCGAUUGGGAGGACCAGAUUUUGCAGGAUACUGUUCCUCUUGUCGGCUUUGUUAGAAUGAUUCUUCACUCUGGCAAAUAUGAAAAUGGGGAUAGAUUAAGCCCAGGGCAUGAGAGAACCAUUGUUGAGAAGUUGCUUCCUUAUCAUCCGGAGUAUGAAAAGAAGAUUGGAUGUGGAAUUGAUUAUAUUACAGUUCGGAAUCAUCCUGAUUUUGAAAGGUCGCGAUGUUUGUUUAUAGUUCGAAAAGAUGGAGAAUUGGUUGACUUCUCUUAUUGGAAAUGCAUAAAGGGUCUUAUCAGGAAGAACUAUCCACUAUAUGCAGACAGCUUUAUUCUCAGACAUUUCCGCCGACGUAGCCAGAUUUGAUGGAAGGGAACCAGAUGAAUCGCAAUCAACUUGGAUGUUAUUGUUGGAGCAUGCAUAUUUUCAGUCCACGUGUCUCGAUUUAUCAACAAGUGUCCAAAAUGUUUUGGCUAUUGCUAUUGGGCUUUUUGAUGGAUAUGGUGCUGCCAACACUAAACCCUGGAUUCCGUGGUUUUUAACCUUUUAUCCAUUUACUGCUUGACACGUUUGCUCAUA